This is a messenger RNA of Orbilia oligospora ATCC 24927, 1329 nucleotides long. RefSeq lists its product as uncharacterized. Gene Ontology annotation, cellular component: nucleus. Bases 1 to 1329 code for a protein of 442 amino acids. Gene Ontology annotation, biological process: poly(A)+ mRNA export from nucleus. The transcript has 4 exons. The record is from RefSeq and is a predicted model, not a curated record. Lineage: Eukaryota; Fungi; Ascomycota; Orbiliomycetes; Orbiliales; Orbiliaceae.
AUGUCGGAGAUGACGACUCGAGAUAAUCCGAUUACGGCGGAUGCUUCUUCAAAGCCUCCAACACCCAAAGGCUUUGGGGAUAGCAUCUCGGACAUGGAGAUCAGCGACAACGAACCCGAACCACCUCGCAAGAAAAUAGUUACCCACGGACUCGACUCCGAAGACGAUGUCGUAGCUGUCGACCAAGCCGGUCGCUCAGCCGACAAGGAUAAUAACCUCGCCGAUGCCGACAGCGACAUCGAAGACCUCUCGGACCUUGAGGCAGACUUAGACGAAGAGCUCGCAGAGCUUGGAGAUCUUGAUGAUGACGAUGCCGAUAUGGAUGGAGGCAAAGGAGAAGUUCUCAUCGAUCAAGAUGCUGUUCGAAAGAUGGGUGUUCAUAGGAGAGCUCCAGGAGAAGCAUCAAUUAGUCGCAAGAAGAAGGAAGCUACCAGGAGAUCGCGAAAGACAAGAGAUGACACGAGAGAUAUUGGUAGCGACGGAGGCGAAGGGCCGGUUAAGGAAUCGCGUCCUCUCACAGAAGCCGAGCGAAAGCUGCAGGAUCUCGAUAACAAAAUCUCCAAGGCCACGAAGGCCCCCAGGAAAAGAAAGCAGGAAGGAGACUCAACGCAUUGGGACGAUCUACUCGCAGAUUUGACAGCCCGAAUGACUUCAGCUGUCAAGCAUGACAUCCAAGAUAAGGAGGCAGGAAGGCCCGCUACUCGGAAGCUUACUAUGCUUCAAGAGGUUGUCGCGGCGUUCCGCUCGAGGGACAUGCGAAACAACAUGGAUGGUGAAAUCCUGAAAGCCCUGCGAUUCUGGCUAGAGCCUCUGCCAGACCGCUCUCUCCCAGCCUACGACAUUCAACGAGAGUUAUUCCAAAUAUUGGUUGAGAUGCCCGAUAUUAAAUACGAUGAGCUCCGAAUUAGCGGGCUCGGAAAGCUUCUAAACUUCUACAUCCGUGACGCUCGUCCACAGCAGCACAUUCGAUUCACUGCUCAGAAACUUUACGAAAAUUGGUCUCGUCCGAUACUUGAGAAAAGUAACAACUACAGACAUCGUAAGAUUGAAACAGCAGAAUUCGAUCAAAGCCAAAAACGAGCGAAAACCAAACUCAGCGACCUCAAGGAUAAACCUGAUGCUCUGGCUCCACCACAGCUUAAGAGCAACCGCACUCGUGUACCUGACGCAACUCCACAGACAUACACGAUUGCUCCUAGAUCCAAACUUGUUGCACCGGAUUUGAAAACUGCUCGUCCCCUUGGUGCUAAUGCUGAAGAUCAAAUUCGACGAUUGAAAGCACGUGCCACUGGGAAGGUCGGUCGCGGUUCUGGCCGAGGUGGAGCAUAG